Hyalella azteca is the source of this 6595-nucleotide messenger RNA. Its product is annotated as secretion-regulating guanine nucleotide exchange factor. The transcript has 8 exons. Lineage: Eukaryota; Metazoa; Arthropoda; Malacostraca; Amphipoda; Hyalellidae. Bases 155 to 1858 code for a protein of 567 amino acids. The record is from RefSeq and is a predicted model, not a curated record.
UUGAAGGAACCAAUCUGGAAGUAGGUCGGACCUCUCCCAUUUGUAUUGUUAUGCGUCGUAGUAGGUAGUAGUUGAAGAGAUUUGCCGGGUUUCGGCACGUGCGUUCUUCCUUUUGGUAAAUUCUUCACUUAAAUUGGCCUAUGAGGUUCCAACCAUGCUUGGCCUUUAUGCCUGGGGAGCUAAUAGUCAUGGACAGCUGGGGCUCGGUUUCUGCAAUGAGAUGAUAUGUGAACCGCAGCGAGUGGAUGAACUUCCUGCUCAAUUGUGCGAGUCGGCCAUCACAUGCAUUGUGGGUGGAGGAGGUCACACACUCAUCCUCACCAACUCUGGAGCUCUAUUUGGGGCUGGCUGGAACAACUGUGGCCAGGUUGGGGAAGGCAGUGCCAGUCGAUGUGUGCCACUGUUCCGAGAGUGCCGGGGUCUGGAGGACCAAGUUAUUGUGGAUGUGGCAUGUGGCUGGGCACACUCGGUGGCAUGCAGUGCUUCAGGACACGUCUGGGUGUGGGGUAGCAACUCCCAUGGUCAGCUCGGCCUGCCUCCUGAUGAGGUGCCUUUCUCAAGUCUACCUAUCUGUCUGGAGCUGAGCAACGUAACUUGUGUUGCUGCUGGCCUGAGACACACUGUUGUUUCUACAAGAACAGGUGCGGUGUACACAUGGGGACAGGGCCACAGAGGCCAGUUGGGGCACCUCAAUAACGAUGGCCUCAUGCUCAAGACACUCGCCGUGCCCAGACUACUCACCACCCUUGAGGCCAAGGUUCGUUCAGUGCGGUGUGGCCAGAACAUGACCUACGCCAUCACUACCGAAGGCAUCCUACUCGCCUGGGGGGAUAACAAGUGGGGGCAACUAGCCCAUGACCCUAGAAACUUGAUGUUCUUCACGUGUCCCCUGACGAUCCCGUGCAAAUUAUUUAUUCCUAGUUUGUUGACUGUCAACAAAAAUUAUGAAGUAGACCAGCUAGUGUGUGGGUCGGAGCACACGUUAGCCCUGCUUCUCUCCGCGCCUCCCAAUGCACCACAUCGCGGCAGCAAGCAGCUCUUGAGGAGACAAUCCCUGCCCACAAAAACAUCCCCUAAUUUCCUCCUGCUUCAGAGCCUCAACGAUAAACGCAAACAUGACACCUUGCCUAGAAUAGACAACGGAGGAGGCCUCGACAACUUUUCUAGGCAGACACCUCCAGGUUCGUCCAUCUUUUCUUCAUCUCUGAGUCCUGCGUCUCCCAUCAACUCAGCAUCUUUGGAAACUGUCGCCACUGAUAGCGACUCUGUGUCUACAGCCAGCAACAGUAGCUCGGCACUGAAGGAGAGCUUCAGCCGCGCCGAACUUGGUGUCUCGAACUCCCCUCCGAGUGACGUCGUGAUGACGCAACACGCCUGUCAGUUGUCUCUGUCCAGCGUCAAGAGCCUUAAACCUGAGGCCUUCGAUGAACCCUGUACAUUGUCCCCCAUCGACACCCCAAGAGCGUUAUCACUGCAACCUCCCUCUAUGAAUCUUAGUCAGAUCCAGCCUAGAGUAAGUGAUGGCAGUGGAGUUAGACAAUCCAGCGAAGCCUUACCAUGCACCGUGUCCACAGCGGCCUUACAAUCCACAAGUGACCUUCCUCUCGAUGACGGGCCGCAUUUAGAGCCCAGUCAGUCGCCAAGAAAACAAGACGAGCCGACGCCAUACCAAGCAAACUCAAGGCUUGCCGGUAUCUAUUCCUGGGGCUGGAACGAGCACGGCAACUGCGGUCUGGGCACAACUGCCAACGUAACCAUGCCCCGACGCGUGCCCGUGAAUGGCAAAGUGCUGCUGCUGGCUGCAGGCUCCGGCCAUUCAUUUGCCCUCAUCAGGAACUGCACCAAAGUUGCUCUCUAGUGCCUGAUUCUCUUUAGUCUUGUCGCUGUCGUCUCUGUAGUGACCUUAUAGUGGCUAAUGCAAAACGAUCGUUAGCGUUUUCGCACUUUUUGAAGUUAUUGUACCUGGCAUGUAUGAUAAAUUAUUAGGAAAUUUGAUUGGGAUCUUAGUUAUACUUCUCUACAAACUGUAUGAAGCGAAUUGGAAAAAAUUCCUGUUAUUGCCACUAACGAAAAUAGGAGAACGGUUGCAUGAAAGGUUUGUUUGCCGCUCUUCUUAGUCACUUUGAUGUCUUCGUGUACCGCCAGUAGGUGGCGCUAGAAUCGUGGCACGCACCAUGUUGCUUGCUGUCUUUCUCUACUUGUGAGCUUUCAUGAAGACUUCAUUAUGCCGUGUUAUGUCGUUGCUGCUUACGUUGGUGUUGUUGAAACGACUUCAGUUGUAGAAGCGACCUCCAGGAUAUUAUCUACAUGGAUUCUCCCUCAUCUAGUUCUUAAUUAAUCAACUGGAGCUUCCCAGGCUAUCUCCCAAAGUUUAAUAAAUAAUUUAAGUGCAAGCUCUCGUUAUAUAUGAACACUAAAUGACGCACAUAAAUAUAAACAAAUAGGAUUAGGUACUAUUUCAUUUGUAGAAUCGCUUGUCUUGUACGCCACAUUCGUCGCCGCACUCAAACUGCAGUUCUGAGUUUUUCAUGAACUUUCAGCAGAAUUCCACGAUGAUUCAAAUUCCUCUUGCGCAAGUAAUAAAUAAUGUCUUAUAUGAUGGGAUAUACCAGCGAUUUCUGUUCAACCUAUCGCCUAUUUUGCUCAUGAAAACAAACACGACGUAAACCGAUGGUAUGUAUGCGUGAAAAUGCCUCUUUGCUAGUAUAACAUUUUUACCGCUUUAGCUGUAUUUCUCUUGAAUAAUAUAUGCAACUAUUCCCCUUCCUGUUCUGGAACCGGUUGUUAAACUCCUAUUAUUUCUAGUCACUGUUGUUUCGAUGUAUCGAUGCUUUGUGCGCGCCUAAAAAGUGAGAAAGUGAGUAAAAAUAAUUGAAGUGAGUGAAGAAGCUAUCAAUUAAAUCAGACAUUUCUCAUAGUUGACACACACAAGAAGCUGAUCGAGCACAGAUGCAAGAAGUUCUCCUGGAUAUAACAUCUAAACUCAACAAUUUUCUCCACCUCUAGCUGUCUUCAAUGACUGAAGAUAUGGCUUUUAUGGUUUAUUUUGUGAUAAAGUUGGAUUGCGUUUGUAACUCUUAGAAAUAAUCGCAACGAGAUCAGUACAGUACCGGAAUUUGUUGUCUCUCUUAAUCCACGAUUCCUAUGACAACUUGUAUAAUUGGCAAGCCAAUCUGUGUUUCUGAAAUCUUUUUGACCCAUUUGAUUCGACUCUGCUCAUUGAUAGGCUCGCAUCGCAUUCGACCUUAAAAAUUUAGAAAAAUUAUGUCGCCAGAAUUGUCAGCAUCUUUAUCCAUUUUCUCAGCCGAUUCGUGAAGACUCUUGUUUAUUUAAAUUAAGCUGCGGUAGCUAAAUGGUUUUACUUGAGCUCGAGUGUUUCGCUUUAAUGUUUAUUGCAAGAAGAAACACAUUUAUUGAGGUGCGGUAUUUUUUUUGAGCGGUGCACUGGCUUUUUUCACAUACCGAUGUUUUAUUCAUUGUAUUUUUUAAGUAAUUAUUUUUGCGAGGAUAUACCAGUUGGUCUUCUUUUGUGAUUAGUGUGUUUAAUUGUAAAAAUAACCAUUUUUCUUUUUGUAAGUAUUCUUUCUUAUGAACUUGGACAUCUAGGAUACUUAAGCUUUUAGGAAGUUCAGCACAUUUUGGCACCAAAUGUUGGAUGUUUGCCUAAGUUACCAGCCGCGGUGCUAGUUUGUACCUAGUGAAGUUUAAUCAGCUGUCGAUGCUGUGCAAAGUUAUCUCUAUUCCCUAAAGUGAUCAAAGUCAUUGCUGAUUCAUUAUUUAUUGAAGACAUUCCAUUCAUAUUAUGGAUUAAUUUCAUAAUCAAAUAAUUUGCACACUUAGUACCAUUUCUAGGUGAUUGAUUAAACACUGAUUGAAUUUAAUCUCUUCUAGUAGGUUUGCUUCUAGAACACAAUUUUUUGUAAUUUUUCUUCAUUAAAGCGUUUAGAAUAAUUUCUUGCAUUAACAUGGACUCGGAUUCAGUGACAUAAUAAUUUCUGUUUAAUUUAACUUUGAAGGAGAGUUGCAAUGAAUAUUUUAUUCAAGCUUAUUUUAACCUUAUCUGCGCACAUCAUUGUUGUGAAUACUGUUAUAAAUAUUCAUUAAUCAUUGUUUCUUAUUUUCUGUAUUGGUUUUGAAUUCCUGUGAUUUUCCUUACUUCUGAGUGUCGCACAAGGAAUUUUUGCGCGUGUUGGUACGGGAAUAUUAUUGAGUUGAUUUGUUCAUAUAUUAAAAUAGGAAAAGCAUGUCUCUCCUAUAACAUUCAUCGUAUUCAUGUAUUAGUUUUAUCCUAUUACGUACAUGAAUGUUUUCUGAAGCUUCGCGACUGAAAGAGUAGAUUUUCUUCGGCACUUGCAGGAUAACUUUUUGAUUUUCUAAUGCUGGCGAGUUUUCCACUGAAAGUGUACCGAGUAUCUUAGUAGCAAGCCGCUCAUGUUACCAUUUGUUAAUAAGUUUCAGUUCGUGUCUUGGUUGCCAGUGGUUGUUUCAGUCAUUAAAUAUUAGCAAUACUUUCUGAUGUUAACUGCCAAGUUUACACGUCAAUUUACUUUGACGGGGUUCCAAUAUGAAAUAAUAUGUUCCAAUUAGAAAUAAUUUACACAGUUCCUGUUCUAAACUCUUUUCCUCUAUGAAAUGAUCGAGUUAUUUCCGAAUAUUCAGCUUCAAUACGGUGACUGUCUGAAACCAUCAUUUCCUCUUGUAUCUGAUUGAUAACUUGAUACAUUGAUGAAUAACAUACAAUUCUGAACACAUUGUGUGACGGCUCACGGUUGGCGACCAAUUUAUAUUAACAGAAAACAUUUUUUACAUAGUUGCUGCUCAUUGCCAAGACGUCAUUGUUGUUAUAUAUUGGCUAUGAUUUAUUUAUUAUUAGGCUCCCAGGUUGCUGUUGUCAUUACUUAUGUAUUGGCAAUAAUGUUACCGAUGUGUUUUUUAUCGCUGCUUGUUAAUUGUAGAGCAGUUACCAUUCAGCACUCCUUUUUUUGUGUUAAGAAAAACAUUUGCUUACGUCUUUGAUUUACAAUGUCGUAAUUCAUGAAAAUCAUGAAUUAUUGACGUUUCAAAAAUAUUUAUCCAAACGCGUCCACUGCCGACAGUGACAUUUCCCCAUUAUUUAAAAUUGUUGAAAUUUAUUUUUUAACGGUCUGAUUAAAGUAUCUGAUGAAAAAAUUCUCUGUCAGAUCGUUAGCGUAAAAUUGGCAAUAUAAAUUACUUGAAUAAGCCUGCGAUGCAACAGCUCGUGAGUAGUUGACUCUAAGAUUCUCUCUAUGCAGCAGUAUUAUUUGUAGUCAAGUCAACCAAAUAAUUUCCGUGGCCUCUUCUUUGCAUAAACUUCAUUUCGAAACUAAAUACUAUUUUUGUUCUCGGUACGUAUGCCUUCUUCAUUCUCUCUAUUACUACCUAUAUAGCAAUUUUUUUUACCACCAUAUUUUCUGAUGAAUGCUGAGCUCGUUAGUUGCGAUGAAUUCGAUUCAUUCUGAAAUUUAUUGUAGAGCUAAAAUAUUCUCUUCCCAAUUACACUGAUUAAAAUGAAACUGAAAUUCUCUUCGUAAUUCGAAAGCUUAAUUACGUCACUAAUACAAAAGCUAUUUCUAUGUCAGUUAUUGUUAACUGAUCGCGUGUCCAUGCGCGAUCAUAAUCUCCCGGAAAUAUUUAAUGCAACUCAAAGGACGAUAAAUACUUUGCUUUCAUAUUUCUUUAAAUCUGAGCAUGAAAUCGCUUCUACUAUUUUCAGUAAUUCAUUAAUUCAUUUUAAUUAAUGCUACAUGAAUUGGCGGCCUCUUCAUCAGCAUCUGAAUGUUGUUUAUCGUUUAUAUGCACGUCAAAAUAUCUACUUGUUCGGCGUGUUAUUAUUCAUCUUCUGCAUGAAUAACUGCGAUGUGAAGCUCUUCAGUCCGGUAUGUUUCCAACAUGAACCUUUCUUGUAUGUUGGGGGCUGGGGGAUUCAAGAUGUCUCGCGGGCGCAAAUUCGACCUUUUUUAAUUUCUUUUAAUGGAAAAUAUUCUAGCGAUGUUGAUUCACAGUGUAACUUGCAACUGAAUUAAUUUGUUAACAAAUCAGGGCUAAGCUAAAUUGAGUGAUGUUCAUUAGGCGCCGUGCCAUAAACAACGUACUUAUCCCGUUAUCGGGCCAGUAACUAUUUAUGGUAAAGUUAGUUAACAUGUAUGGACCUAUGCACCUGAUACGACUUGAGGGGAACUUAUUUAUUCAAUAUUAUUAGUAAACCCAAGUUGCGAUGUGAAAUGUAAUACAAGCAAGUUAACAAUACAAGGUAAUACCGCUUCCUGUGUUAACCACUGCUGCUCAUGAUUUUGUUGACUGGUAGACAUGAUACAGCGACUUGUGGUGGGCUUCACUCACAGAAAUAAGCGAGACUUUGUCCAAAUAGCGAUGCAGUUUUUGUCCAUGUAUGCGCCAUCCUCACCCAGUCUGGCUUGGCAAAAGAGCACAUAAUGUCCGUUGUUGUGCGUAAGAUAGUGCGUCACUCCUUGGACAACGUGAUUCAGUCAUUUUCUGAGUGUAGAGUUGGAUUUUUCUGUGGUCUCAUGUAAUCAAAAAUGUUGGUGGUGCUUCUGCCCCCAUGUGUUCAUAUUAA